Molecule: messenger RNA, 2213 nt
Organism: Poecilia latipinna (sailfin molly)
Lineage: Eukaryota; Metazoa; Chordata; Actinopteri; Cyprinodontiformes; Poeciliidae
Gene: ovol1a
Product: ovo-like zinc finger 1a
Exons: 5
Coding region: 416-1444 (342 amino acids)
Biological process (GO): epidermal cell differentiation; regulation of transcription by RNA polymerase II
Cellular component (GO): nucleus
Molecular function (GO): RNA polymerase II cis-regulatory region sequence-specific DNA binding; DNA-binding transcription factor activity, RNA polymerase II-specific
Source: RefSeq, a predicted model, not a curated record
CAAUGUGUGUGUGUGUGUGUGUGUGUGUGUGAUCGGGGAUAUCUGCCGUUUUUUUUUUUUUUCGUUUUUUCUCUCAACCCACUCUCCCGUUAUUUGAAGGCGCUGCGGAGUCCGCGCUGACUUUACCUGCCUCACCUGAGCAGACUCACCUGUCCGGACCUACUUCAAACCUGGAAAUCUGACUUUAAGAGAAAGAAAAGUGCUAAGAUAUUAGAAGAUAAAGCUUGGGGAAACAAGACGAAAAAGCGCAAGACGGGGGAAAAAAGAAGAAGAGGAUCUACUCUUUCCAUUUUCCCCCUCAGCUUCCUGCUUUUAAACGGUUACCUGGUUUGACGUCGCUACUUUUCUGAAAACUUCCCUCGCGCUAAAUUAAAAAAGAAAUAAGCCAACACGGACUGGCUGGCUUUGAUCGAGCAUGCCGCGGGCCUUUCUGGUGAAAAAGGCGAACGUUUCGCCUGGAAAGCGGAACUGGAGCGAGCUGCCCGAUCAUGAGCGGGGGGACGUCUACAUCCCAGUCUCCAUCUUCCCGAACUCGGGUCUGAUGACGGAAGUGGAGGCGAGUCCUGCGGAGACCGUUCCUCUCUGUCUCACCAAACACUCUUCAUCGGACAGCCACGCCCAGCUGCCGUCCAGCACCGUGCUCGGACAGCCGCGGAGUCCGAGCGGCUCGCCGGGAAGGUCGGACAUCAGGCGCAGCUUACACAGCGGGUCGUUGUAUAUCCGGUCCAAAAUGAAGGUAACUACAGGCGAGCUGCCUCCUGAUCCCGCUCCUCUUCCUCCAGCUCUUCCUCCCAUUCCCAUUCCCAGUCCACAACCUCUACCUCCACAAGCCGCUGUGAUGCCAGCUGCCCCCAAACAAACCCCGGCCCCAUCGGAGCCGCCAUCCAUGGUGACCAGACCAACGGGUCAAAGUCAGAACCUUCCGCCGACAACAGCAGGAGCGUUUGUGUGCCAGGUUUGCCAGAAGACUUUCCAGUUCCAGCGCAUGUUGAACAGACACGUCAAAUGCCACAGUGACACCAAGAGACACCUGUGCACCUUCUGUGGGAAAGGCUUCAACGACACCUUUGACCUCAAGAGACAUGUCCGCACGCACACAGGCGUCCGCCCAUACAAAUGCUCGCUGUGCGACAAGGCCUUCACCCAGCGCUGCUCCCUGGAGUCCCACAUGAAGAAGAUCCACAGCGUCACCCUGAAGUACGCCUACAAGGAGCGCCGCAACAAGCUGUACGUGUGCGAGGAGUGCGGCCACACGGCCGGCACUCAGGACGAGCUGGUCCGCCACCUCCACUCGCUGCACCCGGACAGCCCACUGCUGAAGGGGAAGGCCACGCGGCGGGUUGGCGGGCUGGGAACGCCGGCCUCCGGCUCCAUCGGAGGAUCCGCUCCCAGCUCGCCCCGGGAGGCCGACAGCGACGACACCAACGGAUCGGCCGGGCAGUAGAUCACCUCCAGAGACUGAGACAGGAUGGAUGAAGGAGGGGUGUGUUCUCUCACGGACAUGUAGAGUGUUUUGUUUAUAUAUUUAUAUUGAUAGAAAGGGUUUGGGUUUGGGUUUGUUUUGUAAGAAAAUUGGUAAAAUGUUGAUGCAGUAAGAAGAGUAAGGUUGACAUGAAUGAGUCAAAACAUUAUGACGUCUCAACUUUCAUCCUCAGGGAAUAAUUUUUCAUUUUUACUUUAUCGCUCCAAGAACCUCAAACGGGGUGGAACCUUUUAGACGACGCUCCGGAUCAGAACCUUUCAUCCAACAACGCAGACUUUGUUCGCCUCAUUUUGUUUUGGCUCAUCUUUAUAUUUUUGCAUGAGACUAAAUAUGCUACCAGUGGGUUUCUCUGUGCAACAGAAGAGAUGAACUUUUCUAACGGAAAACACUUUAUUGUUGUUAUUAUUAUUAAAGCAAGUAAUAUAUUACAUAACAUCGAUUUGAUCUUGUUUGUUCUUUUAAAUAAAUUAUUUGGUGGGUUUUUUUAAAUUUGCAGCUCAGGAGUUUAACAACUUGUCUAAUGAGACUUUUUAAAAUAAAGAAACAGCAACACCUCUGUUCAGAUUUGUAAAACAACAAAUAAAUAACUUGAAUAAAAGUUUCUUCAGAAAGGCUGGAUAAGCAUUGAUUAAGAUUAUGCUAAAUAAAUCCAGGUAAAUCUGACUGAAAUGAAGCAAAUCUUAAAGAAAAUAGGUCAGAAUUUUUAAUUUUGGGCUUCUGAUAUCUGAAU